Haemonchus placei is the source of this 1272-nucleotide messenger RNA. The record is from the annotation of a GenBank genome assembly. Lineage: Eukaryota; Metazoa; Nematoda; Chromadorea; Rhabditida; Trichostrongylidae.
AUGGCAGAUUAUUCCAUUGGGGAGAGAAUAUUGGAAGAUCGUCUGUAUGAAGCGGAGACAAAUCGGCCAUCUGAAUCUGAACAUGUCCUGAAUCUGAAGCAUGGCGUCGUUAGAGAGGCAUAUGAAUUAUUCCUCACUCAUUUCGGGAUAUGCCAGCUUACUGAGCUGAAGGCCGCAGUUGCUCCAGGCCGAGUAAAUUUGAUUGGAGAACAUAUCGACUACUGUGAUGGCUUUGUUCUUCCAAUGGCUAUUCCGCUCUACACUGCCGUUCUGGGACGACUGGCAGACGAUCAACGGCGAGGUUUCACGAACAUUUUCUCGUCUCAAUUCAGUAAUCCCAUUUUCAUUCAUCAACCUUAUGGACAAGUUAAGCCCGAAAGCGCGACCUGGGGACGUUAUGUCCAAGGCGUACUCGCGUUAACUGGAUGCGACUUGUGUCUUGAUCUGGUAAUCCAUUCAACAAUUCCCAUGGGAAGUGGACUGAGUAGCUCUGCUGCAUUGGAACUUGCCUCAUACUACCUCGUCUCACAAUUUUUGCCCAAUCCACUUCCAAGUGGAGUGGUAAGUGCAGAGCUGUGCCGUCGUGUAGAACAUGAAUUCGCUGAAGUGCCAUGUGGAAUUAUGGAUCAAUUUGUUAUUGCACUUGCCGAACAUGGCCAUGCCAUUCGAAUAGACUGCAAGUUACUAACUUACGACUUCAUACCCAUGAGCAUAUCUCAUGACACUUUAUUUCUCAUCACUAACAGCGGUGUUAAUCACACUCAUGCCGACGGUGAAUAUGCCAAGCGACGAAAAAUGGUGGAUGAAGCCCUGCAUGUAUUUGGAGUCACCUCAUGGCGAGAUGUAACCCAUGAAAUGAUACAGGAAAAGUCGUCUCUUCUCGAUAGUGCUACACUUGAUUGUGCUCAUCAUGUUGUUGAUGAGAUAGAACGAACUGUGAAAGCUAGCGAAGCGUUGCUCGAUAACGACAUUACUCAUUUUGGACGUUUUAUGUGCGAAAGUCAUUAUUCAUUGAAGGAUAAAUACCGUGUGUCAUGCCCAGAAAUUGAUGAACUGGUCUCUAUGACUCUCUCUUGUGAAGGCGUUUUUGGGUCAAGAAUGACAGGUGGAGGAUUUGGUGGCUGCACCGUGACACUGGUUCGGAAAGAGAAUGUUGAUGACGUGAAGAACUACAUAAAGGAAAACUACAAAAGUGGAACUCCCACGUUCUACGAAAGUGAGCCCGUGUCGCAUGCUUGCGCGGUACAACUCGAUUUUCUCUCUAGACUGUGA